This is a messenger RNA of Orbicella faveolata, 2572 nucleotides long. RefSeq names its product neuropeptide FF receptor 2-like. Gene Ontology annotation, molecular function: neuropeptide Y receptor activity. The record is from RefSeq and is a predicted model, not a curated record. Lineage: Eukaryota; Metazoa; Cnidaria; Anthozoa; Scleractinia; Merulinidae. Gene Ontology annotation, biological process: G protein-coupled receptor signaling pathway. Gene Ontology annotation, cellular component: plasma membrane.
AUGUCUCUGUCCUCGCUGUUGUCUACAAGAUACGAGAACUACAUUCUGGUUGUUUUCAUGAUCAAAAAGUCCUUAAAUCCAGCAAUUGGUAACUUGAGUGCUUACCUUCUAUUUUCGGUUGCUUUGUGCGUUGUAUGCGUGAGAUUGUACUUUUUCUUCCUUUCAGAUCGUUUCCGAGCGAUAGCUUAUCCCUAUGAGCCCCGCAUAUCAAUUUAUCAGGUCCGUUUUAUUAUCGCUGUGGUGUGGCUGAUUGCAUUUCUAGUUGGCCUUCCUAUUCUCGCCGUCAUGCAUUUACAGGAGACCAAAGGUGGUCCCUUAUGUUCAGAGGGUGGCUGGCCUAGUGAGACAUUUCGAGACGUAUAUACUGUGUUAUCAUUUUGCCUAACGUACGCUAUACCGUUGCCUACGAUAGCCGUGUUAUAUACGGUUAUUGUAAUGAAGCUUAACAAAGCAGCAAGGGAAACUUCCGACAGUGAGGGAUUUAGGACAGCAAAAGCCAAAGGGAAGGUGGUACGAAUGUUGAUAGUCGUGGUGGUCUUCUACUUCCUGUGUUUUUUGCCAUACCAUAUCACAUACCUGUGGUAUGAAUUUGGAGAUGGGAGGGAAUAUAAGGGAAUCUGGAUUUUGAUGUCCUAUUGCCACGUGUUGGUGUACUCUAACAGUGCAGUGAAUCCCGUAUUGUACGGUUUUCUAAGUGACCAGUUUCGUAGAGGAUUCGCCCGCCUUGUGCCGUGCUGUCGAAUCUGGGGUAAAGAUUCCAAGUCCUCAAGGUCAUUGUACACACAAACUUCUUAUCAUAGAACUACUGUCUGUAUGUCAGAUGUUUAGCUUGCUUGUGAGUCAAACUCCAACAUAGAUAAGUUUACGAUCACUUCUAAUUUCACAUAUCAGUACUUCGGUGAAAGCUGAAGAAGAUUCGUAGUUGCUAAAUCUGUCAUUUAGAAUUUUAAAAGCUUGAUUUUAUGAAUGUAUGUUAAGCAUCUCGUAAAGCAUUUGAGGUAAGUUUUGGGCUUUUGUUUUGUGAUUAAGCCAGUUCUCUUUCUUGUACUGAAGGGUUGACAGUGCCACCUAGUCGACUGCUUACGAUCUCCAAAGGAAACAAACUAAUUACACAAAGACUUGAUUUGAAUAUUUUGUCAUACUGUGUUUUUUUCAUGCUUUUCCUAAAACGACUAUAAUUACCUUUAAAGCAUGCAACAUUCAUUUUCCAUGUAUAAUCAUACGAAGGAUGUUUUUUAGAGCUAGAAAGAAAAACCCACUCAUUGAAUUACAAAAUGUUUGCUAAGCCGUGAAUAAGCUAGCUUGAAUAGUAACACAUUUCAGUAUUUUUAAAUCUUAUUACUGCAUGAGUACCAUUGAUUCAAUAUCACUUUCUUAGGAAUCUAAAACAAUUUUGAACUUUCAUCUUCGAAAAGAAGUGUUUUAAGAAGGAAAUUUAAAGUAACAGAGCCAGCUAAAUCUUAACUAUGAGAUAUAUGAUAUCGGUUGGGUUAGGGUUAGGGUUUUCAUGUGCUGUAAGUAAUUUUCUAAAGUUCAAAAAGGGUUACUUGAGAACCAUUACGCAGGCUAUCCGAAGCUCUGAAGUUUGAAGAACGUAGACAAAAAACCCUGCGUUUUAGUGAACUUAGCAUUUUCAUCCUGUUGUGUCCCAUGUACUUAUAACAUAAAGUGGGAAACGCUUUGUGGGGAAUACCGAUGUUGCUUACUGCAAUUAAAAAAACCGAAACACUUCCUGAAAGUUUAGCUAAAGGAGAACUUGGAACAGCAGACGAAAAACUGACCUCAAGGGAAAUCAUUAAUCAUUCUCCCAAGUGUCUCCUUGUGAUAAAAUUAUUAAAUUAUCAAUUAAAUAAAAGAAAAAAAAGAGGUGUUUUCUUCUUCUUUGCAUUGUUAUACCAAUACGUCAUUGAGCUCAUACGUGCAUACGCUCAUACAUGCAAACGUUUUACGUCAUUCACUGGGUAUGCAUUCGCCAGCGCCGUUUCAAACAUCACAGGUGAGCGAAGUACAGUUUCCCAGUCAAUUUUCGUCUGGAUAUGAAGAUCAGUGCAAGAUGGAGGAUUAAAAGGGCACCAGGCUCCGUUUCUUAUUGUGUGCGUUCAUUCCCAGUCCUGCAAAGUGAUGCAAGCCCCCUUGGAUAUAGGUGUUAUUGAAAUUUAACGUAAAGAGAAUUUUUUUUCUCUUUGCCGACAUCUGAGUGCGAAGCCUUAUAAUAUACUCAUUGAGUCUAUAGCCCUUCAAUGUGAGGCAGCGUUGCUUAAGUGUCUGCUAACUGUUACAGCAAUAACAGUUCAUAAGUUGAUCUUUAUCUCAUGUCUGAUUUUAAAUCCAGUUGACAAAAUAAAACAUUUCCUUCGUAUAAGAAAUAAUUAAGUUACACCUGCUGACUUCUCACGGAAUAGAAGGGUAUAUGAGUCAGUCUCAUGAGUAGAACCUUUUGCCAACAGUAAUUUGCUAACGAUGUUUCUCCGUUCAGGUUUACGUACGGGUCUCCACGGGAGUGUCUGCCUUACCCAGUUUCUCUGGUCCCUUGGUGUCAGAAGAAGCCUAGCACAUCAUGUGAUGAAGAUGU